Messenger RNA from Morone saxatilis (striped sea-bass), 1917 nucleotides. RefSeq names its product chromatin target of PRMT1a (gene chtopa). The record is from RefSeq and is a predicted model, not a curated record. Bases 387 to 1127 code for a protein of 246 amino acids. The transcript is spliced from 7 exons. NCBI's taxonomy places the organism in Eukaryota, Metazoa, Chordata, Actinopteri, Moronidae.
CAGCACCAUUUUGGGGAGACACAUCGCAAAACCGUGUCUCUGGCAUUGUAUAUUAAUUCUGAAAAAAGACACGACUUUAACUAGAGUUAGCUAAUUUCUUGUACAGGGUUUAAUUAAGAAGCUAGCAUAUUAUAGAUUAGAUUCAAACAAAAGAAUAUAAGGACGCCCUACACGGUCGCACAAGGCUGCUACUAGCUAGCUACCGACGCUAACUCUAGCUGGCUGUAAGGCUUUUCUCCACCGACGCAACGUUCACUUUCCUAACUGGACCAUAAAAACACAUAACUCCAGAAACACAAGAUAAAGGGUGUCAUCUGUCGACUGUCUUCUUGUCAAUUUGGCAUCAAUAUAAUCUAUAAAGGAGCCUGCAAGCGAAGUCUUCCAAAAUGAGCGCGCCCUCCUCCCAAAAAGUCGUCCUGAAAAGCACCACCAAAGUGUCCCUAAAUGAGCGCUUCACUAACAUGCUGAAGAACAAGCAGCCCACUGCGGUAAGCAUUCGAGCCACCAUGCAACAGCAGCAUUUGGCCAGUGCCCGUAAUCGCCGGCUGGCCCAGCAGAUGGAGAACCGGCCCUCAGUGCAAGCUGCUCUGAAUCACAAGCAGAGCCUGAAGCAGCGCCUGGGGAAGAGCAACAUCCAGGCCAGGCUGGGCCGGCCCAUCGGGGCCCUAAUGCGUGGAGGAGCUGUCGGAGGCAGAGGUGGGAUGCGGGGGAUGACCAGGGGAGGCCUCAGAGGACGAGCCAGAGGAGGCACAAUGAGAGGAGCACUGUCCAUGAGAGGGAAGCGGGUGCUUACAGGCGGCCCCAUGCGAGGCCGUGGCUCUGCUGGCCGUAUGGCAAUGCGUAGAGGAGGCCGCCACCGUGGAGGAGUUGCUGGCAGAGGAGGAGCUCUGUCCCGAGGAGCAGCACGGGGGGGAGUAGCCAGAGGCCGUGGUGGACUGAGAGGGCGAGGUGGUUUCGCCGGCCGAGGGGGGCGCGGCCGUGGGCGGGGCAGAGGCGUCGGCAGACCAGUCGUGACCCGCGAACAGCUGGACAACCAGUUGGACGCCUACAUGUCAAAGACCAAAGGUCACCUGGAUGCUGAACUGGACGCCUACAUGGCCCAGGCAGACCCAGACAGCAUGGAGUGAUGCUGAAGGACUCUGAAGCAGAAGCACACUGCGGAACUGCACAGCUGAACUCACACAUACCGUGUAGUGUAUUUUAUACCAGAUCGAUGUGCUGAGAAAUGAUUGUGUUACUAAGUUAGAUGAGUGGUGACCCAGGACUCUUAGCUUUGAACAGCAGGAAAAUCACCUGAAUGUGCUUCGACCUCCACUCGAUCCUGCAUCAACCCGCUCCUGCGAAACCUUUUUAAUUCUGGAAUAACUGUGUGAAGGGACCUUUUUAAAAUAUUAACGAACCCUGCUGUCUAUAGAUUUCUGUGUUUUUGUUUUUUUUAUUUUUUAUAUAUGACCUGAGAAACACUUAAAACGGAUAUCUGUAAUGGCUUAAAAUUGGUGACUGGUCCAGGAGAUGUGGUGUGUUGAAUUCCAUUUUUACUUUACUUUUUUUUUUUUUUUUUUUAAAUUAGAUUUUAGCGUUGCUGUACUCCGAUCUUUUGGGAUUCAUUAAUUUGUUUGUCUUGGAAUAUUUGCAAUUCAAGACAUUUCUAAAUUAUUUGUUUAAAAAAAAGUUUUAAGCCAAGUACCCAUUUGUCUUUGUAUUUAAAAGAUGUAGAAGUUCUUUUGUUUCUCUGUAUCUUCCACCCGUCAGCACUCCUCAGUGCAGCGCUGGCACUCUUAACUUGUACUCGAGAGCAUUUGUAUGACGUUACCCAAAGCAAGUAAAAUAGGUUUUAAUUAAAAUGGAAAUUGUAAUUUCCCUAAUUGUGUCUACUGUAUGAAUUUCCCUUGAGUAAAAUGUUGACCACAGAUCAAA